UUGAGAAUAAACAGCUUGCAGAUCCACAAAAUAGUGGGUCAAGUUUAUCUCGAAAAUUAGCGUCCUUUUCGGAGAAGGGAAAGAUGUAUUGCAGAAGGCGUAGUGUUUUGCUAUGUAAAAGAAGAAAAGGAGAAAGCAGAAGGAGCUCCAGUUUUUGACAACAAAAUUUUUUGAUCUCUUUACUCAUGCUGAUGGGUAGUCUUCCAGAAGCUGAUAGAAUCAGCUCUCUACCAGACUGCAUCCUAGAAUCCAUUGUCUCCCUCUUGCCCAUAAGAGAAGCAGGCAGGACUUGUAUUUUUUCUAAGAGAUGGAGGUACGUAUGGGCUUCUGCUCCCUCAUUGAACAUGACAGAUGAUACUGGCAAAAUCAAGUUCUCCAAAGAUUUAAACUGGUCUUUUAUCGGUGAGCAAGCCCUUUCUCUCCACAACGGCCCCAUUCUAGAUUUUCAAUUGUACACACGAGCAGGUCAAUGUGAUUUGGAUCAAUGGAUACCUUUGUUAACAAGAAAAGGCCUGCAAAAACUCAAACUGAACUUCCAUCGUGAGUUGAAAAAAGGAGUGAAUGGCAUUAUUUUGAUGAGUUAUAGAAUGCACACUUCUCUAUUUUCUUGUAGCUCUUUGGUGUCUUUGGACUUGACAUUUUGCUCACUCAAUCCCUCUUGCGAUUACAAGGGCUUACCAUCUCUCAAGAAUCUCACUCUAGCUGUGGUGAGGCUCAAUGAUAGCAUAUUGGAGUCUCUAGUUUCAGGGAGUGGGCGGUUGGAGAAAUUACGACUAUUGGGUUGUGAUGGCCUUUCCCAUCUCAAAAUUCAUGCCUCCAACCUUUUAUUUUUAGAUGUAGAAUGCAAAUUUAAUGCCAUAAAUUUGAGUAAAAGUUCCAACUUGAAGCAGAUUAUCUUAUUUCAAUGCGAACGGGAUAAUGCCUUUGCUUCCAUGUCUAGCAAAGUUCUGGAGGGUCUCCCCCUUGGAUUAAUGGUGCUUUUCUCUCAUGAUUCUUUUAUGCAGUAUUUUUUUGGAGCAGAUGUUCCUGUGAGACUCUCUACCACUUACAAUAAUCUCAGGUAUUUUUCUCUGAGUUUAAAUACAAGCAAGAUAAUGGAGGUUAAGGGCUUUGUUUGUCUUCUGAGAAGUUUCCCAUACUUGGAAUAUCUCGCAAUUCAGGUUUCUUACCAUAGACAGCUUGAAAGCCAAAGUGAUCGAUGCUUUUGGGAAACCAUGAUUUGUCAAUCUGGAUCAUGGUUGAGUCACCUUAGAGGAGUGCAAAUAACGCUGGGAGAGAUUCGGUCAGAAGAUAUGGAAUUAAUUAAGUUCUUGCUAUUGAGCACCACAGUGCUGUAUAAAUUCUUCAUCGAGACAAGCAAAGGCAUGGAUCAAGCCAAACAAUUAAGCCUCGAAAAGCAGUUGCUCUCGCUUCCGAAAGCUUCUUCUCGUGCCAAGAUCAUAUUAAAAAACUCCAGUUAAGACUUGCAACUUUUCGAAACCAAAUCUCUUAUUUGGUUAGUGUUUGGGGAAGAAUGCUUAUUGUCUAUAAUCAAUACAUUUUGAAAGAAUGAUUAUCAUAUUGACUGAGGAAGAAUGCUCAUUGUCUAUCAUCAAUACAUUUUGAAAGAAUGAUUAUCAUA
This is a messenger RNA of Amborella trichopoda, 1621 nucleotides long. Its product is annotated as F-box/FBD/LRR-repeat protein At1g13570. Lineage: Eukaryota; Viridiplantae; Streptophyta; Magnoliopsida; Amborellales; Amborellaceae. Gene Ontology annotation, molecular function: protein binding. The record is from RefSeq and is a predicted model, not a curated record.